AUGGCAACACGGAGCGAGCGUGCUAUGAGCUCUGGCCGCGGACGGAGCGUGCGGAGCGAGAGUGUUGGAGGGAGCGGAAGCGGAGGUGCGACAGAGCGGGUCUUUGCGCCCGUCGACCUCGCCGACGUCUACCGCGACUCGCCCAUGUUCCGGGAAAAGGUCCGAGUGACGGCCAAGGGUACCGACAAGCUCCGCGGCUCGGUGGCGACUGUGGUCAAGGCUGCGGAGAAGAUGCAUGGUGCAUCAGUCAAGUACGCUGAGGCUGCUCGCGCCUUUGGCGGCGAGGUCCUCCAGGCAUUGCCAGGCAACGCCACCGGCUCCAACACCGUCGAGGCCUCCUUCAACGAGGCUGUCCUCCACAUUGCCGACGCCAUGAAUGAGCUGGCUGCCUUUGGUGAGGCCCUUGCCUCGCAGAUGGUCGACGUCUUUAUCGAUCCCAUGCACGCCCUCAUCGCUCGCGCAGACGCCGUUGUCAAAGACUCGGGCAAAGCCUGGGCCUCGCGCCUCUCCGCCGUCGACUCGGCCGUCGGCAAGUACUCCAAGCUCUCGCGAAACGCGUCUGCCGUCGAAACCUCCAAGGUCAAGCACGAAAUGGACCUCGCCCGCCACAACUUUACCGCCUUUGGCGUCCAGCACGUGGAGGAGCUCAACGAUGUCGCCGCCGCCAAGCACUUUGACGUCCUCGAGCGCCUCCUGGCCCUCCUCUACUCGCAUGCGGCCUACUUUCAUCGCGGCCACGAGCAUAUGUCGUCCAUGGCACCGGUCAUGACCUCGCUCACCGAGCAGCUCGCUGCAGAUCGCGCCGCCUACGCCGCCGAGAAGGAUGCUAUGCACGCCGCGCUCUCCGCCGCGCUCACCGAUCCAGCCGGCCUCGACGGCAGCGCGACGCCCUCUCCCGCCACCCCGGGUCGCCCGGUCACUCCGGCUGCUGGCGCGCCCGACGAAGCUUCCGCUGCCGCUGUCGAGGACGACGUCGCCUUUCAGGGCUAUCUCUUCAAGCAGUCGUCGUCGUUCAUGCGCGACUGGAAGCGGAGGUUCUUUGCCAUCAAGGACGGCCAGUUUGUGUACUACAAGAACGACUCGAACCUCAAGCCCAUCCACGCCGUCAACACUCUCCUCUGUUCCGUCCGCCUCCCUGCCGACUCGGCCACCGACCGCCGCUCGUGCUUUGAGGUCAUCACCCCGCAACGUGCAUACCUGCUGCAGGCCGAGAACGACGCCGCCCGCGACGCCUGGAUCGCCGCCAUCCAGUCUGCCACCGCCCAACAGCUCAAUCAUAACGAGGUUGGUACCGCUGGUGGAGAGUCGGCUGCAGGCUCGUCCGCUGGGCCGGGCACCCCACGCGCCGGCGCCAGCGGCGAGCCCGGCCUCGCCGCUGACGAUGGUGUCUCGGACCAGCUUGUUGCUCUCUGGCGCGCCGACCCGGCAAACAUGGCCUGUGCCGACUGCGGCGCGCCACAUCCCAAGUGGUGCUCGCUUAAUCUCGGUGCGAUCUUUUGCAUCGACUGCUCCGGCGCCCACCGCUCGCUCGGAACCCACAUUUCCAAGGUCCGAUCGCUCGAGCUUGACGCUCUCGACCCGCACGCGCUCCACGUUCUCAGGGCGCUCGGCAACGCUGUGUCUAAUGCUGCCUGGGAGGCCGACAUCGAUGCCGUCGCCGAGUACAAGGUCGACGGUGUGAUCAAGGAUGUCAAUGCCGUCCGCACCUUUAUCUCACUCAAGUACCGCGACCGCCAGUUUUGCGGGCGCAACUCGGGCGACCUCUCACCCGGUGCCAUGGUCGCGGCCGUCGCCGCCAACUCGCGCACUGCCGUCCUCGAGUGUCUCGCCUCACCCGAUGCUGCCAUCUUAUUGGAUGGUCUGCAGCCUGUUCCGCCGGCCGUCGCUGACGACGCCGGCAUCCCGCCCGACACUGCUGUUUCGCCGCUCCAUCUCGCCAUCGCCCUUGACCGCGUCUGGAUCGUCGAGUUCCUCCUCGCCAACUCGGCCUCACCUGACCUGCCCGACUCGCGCGGCUGGAGCCCGCUCCACUACGCUGCUCGCUCUGAUGCCGGUGCCAUCACUGGCCUGCUCAUUCGCCGCUCCGCUUCUCUCGAGCCGCUCAACGACGCCGGCCGCUCGCCGCUAGACCUGGCGCUCGAGACCAUGGCAGCUAACACUUCGACGCUCAUCCGGUUUGCCCGCAUGUCACUCGACGACGCCGACACAUCCUUGCUCGCGCCGGACUCGCCAUUUAUGAUCACGUUCCAGACCCUCGUCGCCGAGGCUUGCGUCGACGACGCCCUGCCGCCGCCCGCCGCCGCCAGUGACGCCGCUCUGCUCCGGGUCGACACAACAGCCCCGUCCACCCGCCGCCGCCGCCGCCGCCGACGCAAGGGCUCACGCUCGCAGCAGGACCCGGAGCCGCCGACCUCCUCCGACGCCACCAUAUCCCAACAAGCGCACCAUAACUCGGACGUCUCAUUCUCCGACUCGCAGGGCUGGACAUCGUCGUCUGACUCGGUGCCCAUGGCCGCCGCCGAUGGCACUCCUGUCGCCGUCGUCCCCGUCGAAUGGGACGCCCAAGACGCGCUGUGAUCGCUGCGCAUCACACCGGGCGCACAGCUUCACCCACCGAUGGCACCCGUCCACCACUCUCGCGCACCGCCGC
This is a messenger RNA of Thecamonas trahens ATCC 50062, 2650 nucleotides long. Its product is annotated as centaurin. The transcript has a single exon. Gene Ontology annotation, molecular function: protein binding; GTPase activator activity. NCBI's taxonomy places the organism in Eukaryota, Apusomonadida, Apusomonadidae. The record is from RefSeq and is a predicted model, not a curated record. Gene Ontology annotation, cellular component: cytoplasm. The coding region runs from base 1 to 2577 and encodes 858 amino acids.